This is a messenger RNA of Dibothriocephalus latus, 327 nucleotides long. NCBI's taxonomy places the organism in Eukaryota, Metazoa, Platyhelminthes, Cestoda, Diphyllobothriidea, Diphyllobothriidae. The record is from the annotation of a GenBank genome assembly.
AUGGCCAACCGUGGGCAAAAUGACCAUGUCACUGAUGUCAUGUUUAUCAAAAGUUGUCUGUCUUUGGUGCCAGGCAACUCCACCUGGAAGAGCUCUAAGUGCUCUGACUAUGACAUUUACACCCCUGGAAAAUGUCAGAGAAUCGACAUUCUAGAAGCUCCUUCCGACGUCCAAGUCAGCAAUGUGACGCCAACGGCCCUCGUGCUGACAUGGAUUCAGCCACUGGCUAGCACAGACAACCCCGUACAGUACAAGGUGUCCUUGAAGGCCAAAUGUGAUCCAACAAUUCCGCAACUGACCUCUAUCUGCGACAGAGAUCUGGUUUGA